This is a messenger RNA of Juglans microcarpa x Juglans regia, 1398 nucleotides long. RefSeq names its product class V chitinase-like. Gene Ontology annotation, biological process: chitin catabolic process; carbohydrate metabolic process. The transcript is spliced from 2 exons. The record is from RefSeq and is a predicted model, not a curated record. Gene Ontology annotation, cellular component: extracellular region. The coding region runs from base 75 to 1187 and encodes 370 amino acids. Gene Ontology annotation, molecular function: chitin binding; chitinase activity. Lineage: Eukaryota; Viridiplantae; Streptophyta; Magnoliopsida; Fagales; Juglandaceae.
ACUACCACUACUCGUACCACCGAAGACAAAAAAAUAUAUAGUAACUACACCUGCUUCGCCUUUCCCUCGAUCGAAUGGCUUCCAGUGCUGGUCAUGUCGUUGUGAAAGCCGGAUACUGGUUUUUCGGGAGUCAUGACAACCGGAUUAAUGUAGCAGAUCAUUUACCUUCCGAACUCUUCACACAUCUUUAUGCUGGCUUUGCCAAGGUCAACGAUGAUGGCAAUGUAUUCAUCCCUGACACAUACUUGGAACUAUUCCAAGUCUUCACCAGAACCGUUCGAGUUCGAAACCCUAGCGUGAAAACUCUUUUAUCCAUCGGUGGUGAAGGUGAAGAAGCUCACAUAUCUACAGUGGUAGCAAAUGAAGUUAAGCGUGGACAUUUGAAAAGGGACUCCAUAAAUCUUGCCAAGAGGUUCGGUUUCGAUGGCCUGGACCUCUGCUGGCUGUACCCCUCCAAUGCCGACCGGGAGGACCAGCUUAGUGCUCUCCUCUGUGAAUGGCGAGCUGCCCUGGACAAAGACAAAGAGAAGACAAAGAGGCCUGAGCCGUGGCUUCUUACUGCAGCGGUGUUUCACCACCCGGUCAUUUCUGAUAAAGACGGUAACAUUACUUUCAGUUAUCCCAUUCAGGCUAUUUCAGACAACUUGGACUGGAUCAACGUACUGGCCAUUGACUUCUAUACUCCCUCCAACUCACCCGAGGAGACUGGACCGGUUCAUGCGUGGUUUACUCGACCUAUAGAUCAGAACGACAGGUGCGGAAAAAUAGGCAUUCGAGACUGGAUUAAGAGUGGGUUUGUGACCAACAAAUUAGUCCUCGGCCUUCCAUUUUAUGGCUAUGAAUGGAAACUUGUAUAUGAGAAGACGGAGUUUGGAUUCUUUGCACCGGCUCGUGUACAAAGAAGUGACUCCCUGUCCUACAGAGAUAUCCAGAAAGAACUCAAGCGGGGUAUUUAUGAAACCGUGUAUUAUAGGCCCUAUGAAGCUGUUUACUCGCAUGAAGUGAAUGGGAAGAAAUGGAUUGGUUAUGAUGAUGGAUGCAGCAUCACUGGAAAGGUUACCAAGGCACUAUUUGUUGACUACAAAUUGGGCGGUUACUUUGCAUGGCAUCUGGAAGACGACGACUGCAACUGGACUCUUUCUCGUUCAGCCUCGGAGUCAUCACAGGCUGAGGUUAAUUAUCCGUAAUGGCCGCCAGUAUUGUGAAGAAUAAUCAACAGUAUGGCCAGCAAUCAGAUAUGGUGUAUUUGCUAUAUAUAUGUAUGUGUGUUUGUGUGUGCUUGUAUUAUCAAUAUUAAGGCCAAUGGUAACAGAUAUACCGAUGUUCUGUUACAAUUAUAUGUAACAUAGACGCUUGUACGUAUCAUCAACAAUAAGGCCAAUGGCUAUGCUGUGUUAA